AUGGAGUGGCAAAUUCUGGCCCUCGAAGCGACCGUGGAUCCUCGAUCUGCAGACUCGGAUCCGGAUGCGGGAGAUCCUCCAAGGCCUGUGGUGGAGCGCCCCGAGUAUGAAAUUCCGCGCGAAAUACUGCAACGACCAAGGCCAACGGCGAUCAAGUCUCUGAAGGGCGGAUCAAGUGGAGAUCAAAAGGUCUCUGACCACCCGCCUUUGGAUAACCCGCCGUCGGACAAUCCGCCGCUGGAUUGUCGGCCGUUGGAUGUGGCGUCUGUCGCAAGUGAUGGAUCGGAUCUGUCGUCUAUCGCAGAUGACGAGUCUAUGUCACAUGUUGUAACGGUCGUGAAGGCGCCGGACGAUCAGGAUCCAGGCGUAUCAGAUAUUACAACAGCGGAUCUGCCCCUGGUCGAGGAUCCAGCCGUGGAAACGGUAUCGGCAGAGAAAGCUCGAAGUGGUGUAACUGGUGCGGAUCAAGAUCCACUAGAUCAGGAAGUCCAAGAUCCGAAAGUGGCGAAGUUGAAGGGUGAUGGGUCGUACCCAUCAUCAUUGAUGGGUGUAGAAUCUGGGGCGAGCCAUAAGUUGGGUGACCCGUUGGACCAGAAGGACGCCGCGUCUAUGUCACAGAAAAGGGACGAGGUUUCGGCAGCUGUUCUGGAAGAUCAACCGGACACAUCGGAUCUGGACCUUACUUGGGACUCGGAUCAGGAUUACGACGAAUGUGUGUAUUACCACGAAGGCAGUGAUCUCUACGCUGAAGAUGUCGACGGACAACUAUCGGUACUGCCUGAAGUCCCAGCAACGCCGGAAGAUGUGAGGAUCGAGGAUAUCCAAUUGUGCGGAUCCGAGAAUCAGACGCCUGAAGAGAUCGACCGGCUCCGCCAGCGGAUCUGGAGUUCCGACAUCUCCUGA
Phytophthora megakarya is the source of this 903-nucleotide messenger RNA. Lineage: Eukaryota; Oomycota; Peronosporomycetes; Peronosporales; Peronosporaceae. The record is from the annotation of a GenBank genome assembly.